This is a messenger RNA of Pocillopora damicornis (cauliflower coral), 2892 nucleotides long. Its product is annotated as neuropeptide FF receptor 2-like. Gene Ontology annotation, biological process: G protein-coupled receptor signaling pathway. The record is from RefSeq and is a predicted model, not a curated record. Gene Ontology annotation, molecular function: G protein-coupled receptor activity. Lineage: Eukaryota; Metazoa; Cnidaria; Anthozoa; Scleractinia; Pocilloporidae. Gene Ontology annotation, cellular component: plasma membrane.
AAUUAACUAUUUAGCUCAGAGGCCAAUACGAUGUCUUCUAUCAAGAUUAUAAACGUACUUAUCAACAAAACAUUUCAAUUAAAUUUUUCCGUAGAUCGCUGGUUUGAUUUCGCGUAAAUCCGUCUCAUCUGUAGCCCUUAUGUUUCUCCAUUUUAUUGUAACAACGCUGGUGAAAAAAGUUUGGAAGUAUAACCCGUUAAAUUCACCUGUAGUUCCUCUGUAGCCACGCGAAAAAAUUGUAAAUUAUUGAGUAGUUUUUUCGCUUUCUUGGCGAAGAUCUCUGAUAUUUUCACACGAUACUCCGCAUUAAUUUUCUACAUGUCACUCUCGCCCUCCUUGGAGUUGUACAUGCACACAAUUUCCGUCGCGAUAACGGCAGCGGGUUAUUACGUUCGAAGCCCUGAGGCCCUGUUAGGAAUUUCAAGAUCUUAUGCGCGGAUGGACUGCUGUAGAUGACGAUCAGUCCUCAUCGAAGGAAAACACGGAUUUCAAGGACAUGUAACAACUUACACUCAAAUUAUUAGCUCUGUGUCGUGACGAAUUCAGCAGUGCAAUGAGAACAGACGUUACAGACGGGUAGAAGUUUGUUUAUCAAGCUAAUACAAUUUAAAGAAGCUGGGUGAAUGAUUUUACCGCGGCAGCUCGCUCUCAUCAAACAGGAUAAAAUACGUUGACAUCUCCAAAGCUUAUACUUCGUAGCAAAGACACAAUUUUUGUCGAAAAGAUGAAUUCUAACACAACAUUUAAUGCAAAGGACACAACGCCUUUUCCGUUCUAUUCCAGCCAGCUGAAUGAUGUCACUGAUGCGUUGAAUGAGAGCUAUACAAACGUUUCUACAGACAACCCAGAUACGGUGCAGUCACUCGACUUCUGGAUCGUAAAGAUUGUGCUUUACGGCGUUAUUCUGCUAGGAAGCUCUAUAGGGAACAGCCUUGUUAUUUAUAUCAUCGUCAGUAACGUCCGAAUGAGGACAGGAUCCAACUAUUUGAUAAUGAACUUGGCGCUGUGUGAUUUUGUCACGCCGGUUUUCAGCAUUCCUUUUGAUUACUUUCUCGAAGAAUAUAACUACAUCUGGAUGUAUGGCUCAGUUAUGUGCAAACUUCUGUGGCCGUUGACAACCAUGUCUUCUACGUCGGCUGCUUUAACCCUUGCAGCGAUCUCGCUUGAUCGCUAUCGCGUGAUAAUGCAUCCAUUUCGACCUCGUUUGACGAAGUUUAAAAUAAAAUGCAUUAUUGUCGCAGUUUACGUGUUUUCACUAUUGGUGGUAACUCCGUACUCGUACGUUCUCGAUCUGAAAGGACACCAAUGCCGUGAAAUAUGGCCUGAUAUCUCGUACAAGAAGUACUACACCCUGGGACUUUUCCAUGUGCAAUAUUUCCUCCCUCUGAUUUUUAUGGUGUUCAUGUAUUCGCUUGCGCUGAAAAACUUGUACACUAGCGCAGACAAGACUAGCGGCCAGAAAGCCGAGCAGGAACCGGCUGCUGUCAGCCGAAAAGUCAGCCGGACAUCAACGAACUCACGGCGAUCAUCAGUAGCCGAAACUGAGCCGAAACUGAAAAAGGUUUCGUCCACGGUGCGUCUGGUGCGCAAAUUCUCUUCAACUGUCAGGAGAGGGAAGACAGAAGCAAACAAAAAAGCAACUAAGAUGUUUAUGGCCGUCGUAGGAGUUUUUACUAUUUGUAUGUUCCCCAAUCAAGCACUUUGGCUAUGGGCGGACUUCUAUAAUGAGGGACAGAACCCAAGGUUCUUAAACGCGGUUAUAAUCUGUUGGCUAUUCACGUAUGCUAAUAGUGUCUGUAACCCAGUUAUCUACGCUGUUUUUAGCCGGGACUUUCGUAGAGGCUUCAAAAGAGCUUUUAGAAAAGUGUUCUGUUUACACCGCCGCAAAAACCGACAGGUGUAUAAAACAGACAUGGUGGAAACUUUGACAACAGAAUUGAAAUGCGUAGCUUCUGGAGAGACAGAGAAACGAAAAAGAAAAAAUGCUACUGUCCAACGACCUAAGCUUUAUCUUCUGUGAUCGUUAAAUUAAUGCGCAGAAGAAAAUAAGUUUCAGAAAUGAUGUAAUAUAUAAAGGUUUGCAAAGUAACUAUAACGUCAGGAAAGAAAAGAUCGCCUUACAGAAACGAACAAAAUUAUCCUUUGCUUUAAAAAAAAAAAGCUUUUAGCUGCAUUUUUCUUAAGAAAAAAAAUGGCAAAAAUAUGUUUAACAAGACAAAUUGCAAUGAAACAUUCGAAGAUAAAAACUUUGGGCGUAGAGAAGAUUAACUUUAGAUAGACACUUGAUUUGUGAACAAGGUUAAAACAGAUGCUAAAUUAUAGUUGGCGACCAAUGACGAAAUUUUUGUCCUAAAAAAGAAAAAACUAGACAGAUUUCUGAAGCUAUCAACUCUGAUAGCUUUUUUUACUGUAAAACGAAACAACUAUAUACGGCUCCCCUUGUGGAAGAUUUUGUGGAUUAACAGAAGUUUCAUGGUCUAGCAAACUUUUAGCAAUGGGAAGAUCUUAAAAUUCUUAUAAAACACUUCGAUAGCGUGCUGGAAUAGCACUUAAAGUAGUAAUUUGGAGGUCAAUAUCAAUGGUAUGUUGCACAUAGAAUGUCUAGUGUUACCUGGUAUCAACUUGAGCAGCUUUAUGUUUCCAAGUGUCACUUGAGAUUUCUCCGCAGCUGGUGAAGAAAAUUUGUCUCAUUAGUAGAGACUGAGGGAUGAGUAAUUGCAUUUACAUCCGAAGAUGUCUGUUCCAUGUGGUAUAAUUUGUUUUUGUAUUCCAAAAAGAAAGUUCUGUAAUUCUGCAUUCUGUCAUGCACAUGCACUCGUUAAAAUAGACAGAAAGUCUGCUCUAUGAUUUAUUUCACUUUUAAAUUACGAUCUACUAUUUCAGAUCUUUGUC